Porites lobata is the source of this 921-nucleotide messenger RNA. The record is from the annotation of a GenBank genome assembly. NCBI's taxonomy places the organism in Eukaryota, Metazoa, Cnidaria, Anthozoa, Scleractinia, Poritidae.
AUGGCAUCUACGAACAACACAACAUUAACGUCAGGGGCAACAACAAAGAUCAACAGCGACGAGGGAUACGCAUGGUGUUCACUGUUUGUAGCUGAAGCACUCUUCAUCAUCACAUUAAAUACCUUGACCAUGGUUGUCUUUUUAACCAAGCCAACUUUGCGCAGGCGCAGUACAUAUCUCCUUAUAAACCUAGCAGCGACUGAUAUAGGCAUUGGGGCGUUCGUGAUGCCCAUCUCCAUAUAUCGUCGCGGUAACGCAUACAAACUUUGGAAGGUAGACAUGACUUAUGAAUGGUUUAUUUCCAGCUAUGGGAUUGACUUGUUCUUCUUUGGCUGUUCGCUUCUGUUUCUGGUCUCGAUAUCAAUUGAGAGACUGCAUGCAACAACAAAUCCAUUUCGACAUCGGUUGAUAUCAGCGUCAACAUACAAGAAAUGGAUAGCUGGAGUUUGGGUUGCCUCAGCUAUUUACACGUCUUUCACGGUUGCAGUUUUGCAUUUUAAUUUAUUAGGCUUGUAUAUAUGGUACAUAGUGGCUGGCUGUGUCCUUGUGUCAAUCUUAAUUCUCUGCGUCAGUUAUGUCGCUAUAUUUUUCGCGGUGCGCUGCCGUAAACAGCCAGAAACAACCAGCCGCCACGCUAGGAAAGAAAGGAAUCUCACCGUGACACUAGCCAUCGUCACGCUAGUCUCUAUGACAGUUUGGCUACCCUACGUGCUCUUCACAUUUCUGGAGAUGAAGUUGACAAAGACGUUUUCCGAGGAAGCACUUUUACGUGUGCGCAGCGUUUGCGAGGUUCUGUUCUUUGCCAACUCGUUUGUAAAUCCAAUCCUGUAUACGAUCAGGAUGACAGACUUUAAGAAAGCGUUUACCACUCUCAUCGGAUUCAACCAUAUUCAAAGUGGAAUAUACAACAGCACGGACGAG